AGAGUGUUAACUACAUCCAGGCGGAGCAUCACCCUUCAGUACCGAACAGAACUCAGGGAACUGGCUCAGUCAGGAAAGCCGUGCAGAGCGACAGAUGUGAACCGGACUACGACGAGAGAACCAACCGGCAGCAGCAAAGAGGGAGAACCAGCGACCGUGUUAAAUAUGUGGCAACCUGCGUCGGAGCGAUUACAGCAUUUUCAGACAAUGCUGAAGACCAAACUAAAUGUGCUGACACUGAGGAAGGAGCCGUUGCCUACGGUGAUCUUUCAUGAGCCCGAGGCCAUUGAGCUGUGCUCGACCACACCGCAUACAAAGAGCAGAACCCACGCUGGAUAUAAGGUGACCUACCUGGGCAAGAUGACAAUCUCUGGGACCCAGUUCUUGUCUGGUUGUACCGAGAAAGCAGUAGUGGGUCUGGUAGAGCGCCGAGCCCUGGCCCAGCAGCAAGGGACCUCGCCCUCGAACAACGCCCUGCUUGAAAUCCGUCCCUUCCAGGUGCGCCUGCACCACCUGGACGAGCGGUGUGAGGCCUCAACGACCGUGGACGCCUACCAGGUGGCACGCAUCGCCUACUGCACGGCCGACCACAGCGUCAGACCCAACAUAUUUGCCUGGAUCUACCGAGAGAUCAACGACGACCUGUCCUUCCAGAUGGACUGCCACGCGGUGGAGUGUGAGAGCAAGCUGGAGGCCAAGAAGCUGGCGCACUCGAUGAUGGAGGCUUUCCGCAAGACUUUCCAAAGCAUGAGCAGCGACGGCCGCAUUCACAAGAGCGGGUCGACGGACGACUUUGCUGAGGACUCAUCCACACCUGACGACUCGACCCCAGAUGAUGGCUGAAGUAGAACUCCCUCGUACUCCUGAUAUUCGUAAAAACAAAUUGAUGGGGAGAGUGGAAGGUCCUGCUCUUUUUCAUUCCCUCCCAACUGUUUCUUUCAGUUAUAAUUUGGUACAAACUUUACUGACUCAAUGAAUCAAUACGCCCAGGAUAAUGAAGUAGAUCAUGAAUAGUGUUAAAAGAUGGUAGAUGAAACAGAUUUACAUUUCGGGAUAGCAAAGAGCUCCUGCUUUGAGUAAAAGCCCCUAAGAGACCCCCUGGAAAGGUUUCAAACUCUACUUUAAUUGCCCUGAAAAUAAUUGUAUCAAUAGUUUUAUUUCAACUACUGUUUGUAUCACACAUAUCAAAUUCUCUGGUUACUAAGCUUUUUUAUUACAUACGGUUAGUCCCAGCCCACCUGUUGAAUAUCUGCCAUGUAGGGACCAAACAUAAAUAUUCCUGUGAUGUAUUUCAGGUUCAAACCCAGAGUUCAUGAGACUGUUGAAGCACAUAAAUUCUUUACCUGUUAUCUGAAUUUCUGUUACAAUGCCUUUAGCCUUGAUAAUAGCRAAGGAUGUGGGAGUAAAGCCUUGAAGCACUACUUUUCACCAUGAUUACCUUGUCCAACCCCUACAAAAACCCUUCUCUGUGCAUGGAUGAUAGAGCUUCUGCCUCUGUCUCCAUUUAAUAGGUACUGAGUAAUUUGAGUAUGUGCCCAGUACCUGGAAGAAAAUAAGUUCUAAAUAGGUCACACUUAAGAAGUUCUCACUGAAGCCGGGGGUUGUUUGAGACACUUUAAUCAUCCACAUCUGACUUUUGUUUUAAAUAUACCAAAAUCCAGGCUAAGAUUAGCCUGUCAGAUUAUGUGCCUCACUUUCCUCUUGCAUUGCUGUGUGCAUUGUGUGACCAUGUGUGCUUUGAUGUUUUUUUGUGUAAUUGCUUCUGUAUUGUUUCCAUACAAGUGAGUGAAAACAUUUGUUUUUGUGUGAGAGAGAAGCAGACUUUUCUCUUUGCCCCCAAAAUAUAUAUUUUUUAUGUUUGAAAUCAGACAUGGUACUGUGAGCAUUUGCCACGCUAUUCUUGUUUUUUUUUUUUUUUUUUUUUUUUUGUUAAAUUUUGUAUGGAAUGAAAGCUAAACCACGAGUCGGAGCGUGCCAGUUUGUUGACGUGGUGGGCACCUAAAAAGAUAUUAAAAAUCACAGCCAUUCGAGUGAGUAACUCGCACCUCCGGGCCUCUGCUGAAUGUAUGAGUCCGUCGUACUGUGAGCGCCUCACAUCGUGUCCGGYCGCUUCAGUCUCCACGAAACUCCACAUAUCACCAACAGCUUGAAGGGAGCGGGGUAAUCCAGAACGUUUCCGCUGCCCUGCAUCAGCCACUCCAAGACCGAAGCACCUUCUUUUCUAACAGGACGGUACUGAAGAGACUGAACGCCAUUUCCGAAACAACCCAACUAAAUGAUCUCAUGACUGUUUGAUCAUCACACACAUACAAACACAGAUUCAAACAAUACAUCCUGUAUGUACAUGAAUUGUAAUGGAGUCUUGCUCGAUAAGCUUAUGUAAAUACAAAUGUAUCACUUUCCAAAUAUUACAGCUUAAAUGGUGAUAGCUAUUUUACAUAAUAAAAAAAAGUAUUCAGAACCAUCAUAUGAUGCUGAAAAAGUGUGAUGAAAGCUACUGUGAAUAUUACCCGGAGAGCCUGAUAGCAGUGGCUGGGAGCCUGUGUGUGUGUGUGUGUUUGUGUGUGUGUUUGGAGAAAACUGAAUGUGGCGUGGGGAAGUGUUGCAUGACGAGGCCAGGAGUUGGGAUGAAUGUUUGUGACUCUGUAGGUUACUGUGCAAUGUCUGUUUUACAGCUCAGACGCGCUUUAAUUGUUCCAACAAUGCUACCGUAAGUGUUUUCUAUACAGUGUUUGCAAAGAUCAAAACACAGUUGCAUAUAAAGUAUUUACCAAGACCAA
This is a messenger RNA of Austrofundulus limnaeus, 2780 nucleotides long. It is a transcript of the gene pid1, whose product is annotated as phosphotyrosine interaction domain containing 1. The record is from RefSeq and is a predicted model, not a curated record. Lineage: Eukaryota; Metazoa; Chordata; Actinopteri; Cyprinodontiformes; Rivulidae. Gene Ontology annotation, cellular component: cytoplasm. Gene Ontology annotation, biological process: regulation of mitochondrial membrane potential; regulation of cell population proliferation; negative regulation of D-glucose import across plasma membrane.